Sphaeroforma arctica JP610 is the source of this 1841-nucleotide messenger RNA. RefSeq lists its product as hypothetical. The coding region runs from base 44 to 1255 and encodes 403 amino acids. Lineage: Eukaryota; Ichthyosporea; Ichthyophonida. The transcript is spliced from 8 exons. The record is from RefSeq and is a predicted model, not a curated record. Gene Ontology annotation, cellular component: endomembrane system. Gene Ontology annotation, molecular function: UDP-glucosyltransferase activity; UDP-xylosyltransferase activity.
GGCAGAUAGACAUAAUUAACUGCUCGAUGUACGCCGAUCCGUGAUGGUCGUACACCGAAUGUUGCUCGCGUUGGCAGCGCUAAUAUGCGUUAUCACACAUCCAAUCCAUGCGAAGCAUGUCCGCAAGUGUCCCCUAGAACCGAGUCCUCAUGACAAAUGGGCGUCGGAAAAAGUACUGGAAGGCGAGAAAAAUUGGACUGGCUGCCAAGGCAAGUACACUGCAUGUUACGAUCAAGUACUGUCUGAUUCCCUCAAACAUUGGGAAGAUGGCAGUAUCACCAAAGAGACGACACAAAACGCUUUGGCCAGCACGCGCUUGGGAAUUCUGUACCAAAUAAUUGACGGCAAGUUAUAUCGAAGUGGUGGCAUCUCAGAAGACAAACGGUGUGUGUUUUCGAUGCGUUGUGAUGGAGUCGAGCAUAUGUUGCAUGCCGUACUGGAUACACACAAGGAGCGACCUAUGCCAAAUGUUGAGUUUGUGCUGAAUGAACGCGACUAUCCGAUGAUCACUGCGCAAUCAGAAGUAGCUUUACCAGUAUUCUCCUUCAGCCGCAAUUCGCGGUUCUUGGAUAUCAUGUACCCCAAUUGGUCGUUCUUCAAGGGAGGCCCUUGCGUGAAAACAGAACCGGGCUGUCUCGGGAGAUGGGACCUGAAGAUCGAGUCUAUGAGUCGAUCGGCGGAUAGAUAUCCUUGGGUGGAAAAACUUGAGCUGGCAUUCUUCAGAGGAUCCAGGACCUCUAACCAAAGAGACCCGUUGGUUCUCUUGUCGCGCGAACACCCGUACUUGGCGGAGGCAGGGUAUGUAAAAAAUCAAGCCUGGAAGUCAAUUGCCGACACCUUAGGACGUGAACCCGCAGAGGACGUAUCGCUGGACGAUCACUGCAAGUUCAAGUAUUUAUUUAAUUUUAAAGGGGUUGCCGCUUCUUUCAGGUUCCGGCACUUGUUCCUGUGCGGGUCACUAGUGUUCCAUGUGUUGAGUGGCGAGGACGACUGGCUGGAGUUCUUCUAUCCUGGCAUGCAGCCGUGGGUGCACUACAUACCCGUCAAACCAGACUUCUCCGAUGGCCAGCAGCUCAUUGAGUGGGCGAUGCGAUAUGAUGCACUGGCGAAGGUGGUGGCGGAGAAUGGACAGCGAUUCAUUAUAGAUCAUCUGCGUAUGGAGGACGUGCACGGCUACUGGUAUCAUCUGCUGCGCAAAUAUUCUAAGCUUCUCAGCUACGAACCUUCCCUUGCUGCGGACGCUUAUGAGGUGUAAAAUAUCGAUUGCAUCAGUAAGCCACCUCUAUAUCCCGGUGAUGGGUCUCAGUCGUACACGAUUGUGUGAUUGCACAUAGACGCGCUCAUAUAUGUAGAUUUAUUUGCGGUGAACGGGAAGCAUAUAAGCAUAAUGCUGGAGGAGCCUUCUGGCUUUGUGAUGAUCACUUGAAUCUAUAUAGAGGUGAUAUGAAAGCUACGAACUUGUGGUGCCGUGCGUUCAUAGAUCGGCGCAUACACAGACAGUCACAUCAGAAGAUCUCGCAGCUGGAAAGAAAUCUAACCAAGGUUUACAGACGCAAUUAAAUUCGAUAUGGCUAUUAUUAUUUGAUAGUGAUUCUCCUGUUCACUGUUGGUAAGCUCGUACAGCCCUUAAUUAGUGGCAGCUUUAUAACGUGACAAUUUAGAGAAAGCAUAUAACUAGGACCGGUGUACAUGAAGCCAUAUGGUAGUGUGCCUCGAUAGCGUUCAUUAAAAAUGAAAACCUUGGGCCCUUGCGUUCUAUCGCACGGCUCAUUCAAACUUUUUUAUAAUCUUACAUUUGUUUAAGUUCGCUAGCACACUUUUCAACGAACUUUGGCCUUUCU